Molecule: messenger RNA, 642 nt
Organism: Funneliformis caledonium
Lineage: Eukaryota; Fungi; Glomeromycota; Glomeromycetes; Glomerales; Glomeraceae
Source: the annotation of a GenBank genome assembly
AUGGAUAGACUCCCAGAGAAUAAAAAACUGGACGUUAACAAAACUUUCAAAAGUCAGCGAGAGUCUGUUAAUAAUCAUAUAAUUCCAGUUAUACAAAAGGCAAUUGAUAGGAAGGCAUUCCCAGUAGUUGAUGAGGUACACUUUGGAAUGAUAUCAAGAAAAGAAGAAAAUAUGCUAAUUCAUGACGUACUGAAUCUGGAAGUAUCAGAAACAGAUGAUGAAAAUCCUAAUAAGCGAAAGAUCAUCAUCCGAGAUCUUAAAUGGAGAUCUUCAACAUUACGCAUCUUUUUGCGAGAAUUUAUAGAUAAUGACUUUAACCCGGCACGUAGAACAAGAAAACGGGUAUAUAGUAAUGAUAAAUUCACACCUGAUGAAGAAGAAGCACCCGUUAAUACUCCUAAGAGAUAUAUUAGUAUUCACUACUCUCCAUCUCCUUUUAGGAAUAAUAAUAUCAGAGAAAAAGAUGUUGAUGAUAACAUUUAUAUUAAUGAAGCGGAAGAUGAGAAGGGAGAUAAAGAGGAUGAGGAGAGAAAUGAGGAGAAAGAUGAGGAGGAGGAUGAUAAUGUUGACAACGAAGAAAAAAGAUUCCAAAGAUCUAGGAGCCUGGUAUCAGGAGAGUAUAAUAGUUAUGAGAACUAUUAG